Grammomys surdaster is the source of this 2558-nucleotide messenger RNA. It is a transcript of the gene Grb7, whose product is annotated as growth factor receptor bound protein 7. The transcript is spliced from 14 exons. Gene Ontology annotation, biological process: signal transduction. NCBI's taxonomy places the organism in Eukaryota, Metazoa, Chordata, Mammalia, Rodentia, Muridae. Bases 406 to 2196 code for a protein of 596 amino acids. The record is from RefSeq and is a predicted model, not a curated record.
CCUUCCCAUGCAGUCAGGAUUCUAGAAUUUUCUCUUUUUCCUCUUCCUUGCCUCUCCCGGGCACCUGCUCUCCCUCCUAGCACCUGCUGCCCAGUAGGAAGGGCAAGAGCAAUUCCAGGCGGUGCACUGUGAGGAGUCUCCACCCCUCCUCCUGCGCUUCCUUCUCCAGGGCGCCGCUCAGGCUCCGCCCUCACCUGCCCAAGAUAAUUUUAGUUUCCCUGGGCCUGGAAUCUGGAUACGCAGGACUCGCUCCACAUUCUCCCGCCUCAACAUCCAAAGGCGGGUUACCACCUGUAGAGACGAGAGAGAGGAUUCGAAAUCCAAUCCAAGUGUCUGGGAUCUCUAGACAGAGCUAGACUUUGGGCCGGGUGUCCGGCUCCUUCUGCUGGAGUUGCUCCAGGUGCCAUGGAACUGGAUCUGAGCCCAUCUCAUCUCAGCAGCUCCCCAGAAGAUGUGUGUGCAACUCCUGGGACCCCUCCUGGGACUCCUCCGCCCCCGGAUAACCUUCCGCCAGGGGAUGUGAAGCGGUCGCCCCCGGAUAACCUUCCGCCAGGGGAUGUGAAGCGGUCGCAGCCCUUACCCAUCCCGAGCAGCAGGAAACUUCGAGAAGAGGAGUUUCAGGCGACCUCUCUACCCUCCAUCCCCAACCCGUUCCCUGAGCUCUGCAGCCCACCUUCACAGAAACCCAUUCUUGGCGGUUCCUCCGGUACAAGAGGGUUGCUUCCUCGGGACUCCAGCCGCCUCUACGUGAGUUGUUUUGGAAAUGGGAAAGGUGGGGACAGGCCUCUUUGGUGCAAGAGGGGGAGUAUUCUGGCCCCUGAGGACGGGGUAAGUCAGAGAGUAGAAUCCCCGCUGCCUUUCUCCAAGUCACCUGCAGUUCUUGGGGUACAGGUGGUGAAAGUGUACAGUGAAGAUGGGGCCUGCCGGUCUGUUGAGGUGGCAUCGGGCGCCACGGCUCGCCACGUGUGUGAGAUGCUGGUGCAGCGAGCUCACGCCCUGAGCGACGAGAGCUGGGGCCUGGUGGAGUGCCACCCCUAUCUGGCACUGGAGCGGGGUUUGGAGGACCACGAGUUUGUGGUGGAGGUACAGGAGGCCUGGCCUGUGGGUGGAGACAGCCGUUUCAUCUUCCGUAAAAACUUUGCCAAGUAUGAACUAUUCAAGAGCCCUCCACACACCCUGUUCCCAGAGAAGAUGGUCUCCAGCUGUCUGGAUGCACAAACAGGCAUAUCCCAUGAAGACCUCAUCCAGAACUUCCUAAAUGCUGGCAGCUUCCCUGAGAUCCAGGGCUUCCUGCAGCUGCGGGGAUCAGGCCGGGGGUCAGGUCGAAAGCUCUGGAAACGAUUCUUCUGCUUUCUUCGUCGAUCUGGCCUCUACUACUCUACCAAGGGCACCUCCAAGGAUCCCAGACACCUACAGUACGUGGCGGACGUGAAUGAGUCUAAUGUCUAUGUGGUGACCCAGGGCCGCAAGCUGUAUGGGAUGCCCACCGACUUCGGCUUUUGUGUCAAGCCCAACAAGCUUCGAAAUGGCCACAAGGGGCUCCACAUCUUCUGCAGCGAGGAUGAGCAGAGCCGGACCUGCUGGCUGGCCGCCUUCCGGCUUUUCAAGUACGGGGUACAGCUAUAUAAGAAUUAUCAGCAGGCCCAGUCUCGUCACCUGCGCCUGUCCUAUUUGGGGUCUCCACCCUUGAGGAGUGUAUCAGAUAAUACCCUGGUGGCUAUGGACUUCUCUGGCCAUGCUGGGCGUGUCAUUGAGAACCCCCGGGAAGCUCUGAGCGCUGCCAUGGAGGAGGCCCAGCACUGGAGGAAGAAGACAAACCACCGUCUCAGCCUGCCCACCCCAUGCUCCGGGUCGAGCCUCAGCGCAGCCAUCCAUCGCACCCAGCCCUGGUUUCAUGGACGCAUCUCCCGGGAGGAGAGCCAGCGGCUAAUUGGACAGCAAGGCCUGGUGGAUGGUGUGUUCCUGGUCCGAGAGAGCCAGCGGAACCCACAGGGCUUUGUUCUGUCCUUGUGCCAUCUGCAGAAAGUGAAGCAUUAUCUCAUUUUGCCAAGUGAAGACGAAGGCUGCCUUUACUUCAGCAUGGAUGACGGCCAGACCCGUUUCACAGACCUGCUGCAGCUGGUGGAGUUCCACCAGCUGAACCGAGGCAUCCUGCCCUGCCUGCUGCGCCACUGCUGUGCCCGUGUGGCCCUCUGAGGCCGCACGGGCUAUUACAGCCAUGGAGUUGCCUCUGCCCUUCUGUUCAGUGGAGUCGGUGCAGGUGGGUGGGGUGGUAAACAGUUGAAGAGCUCCCACCACUUUUCUCCCAUUUUUUUUACCUCCCUCAGGCAAUGAAACAUCCCCCAACCCUGUCCAUCCCUGACUCCUGUCCCCAAGGGAGGCAUUGUGGUCCUGUCCCCUUGGUAAGCUCCUGAGGCACUGUUCCAGUGAGGAGCAUUAUGAGAGGUGUAGGGGCAGCCCAGGUGGUCUCAUGCCCCACCCACACUCUGUACAGACUGAGAGGCCAGUUGAUCUGCUCUAUUUUAUACGAGUGACAAUAAAGAUUAUUUUUUGAUACA